GGAAACCCACAGGCCAGCCAAUGGCAUGCAGCGUCUCACCAAGACUUGGCUCACAUGUACAUUUACCAAAUCCGUGCUGAGGAGUUACCAGGGCAACGAACUACAGCGACAAGAAUACGCCUACUAAUUAUGGUGAGCGGCUUACAUAAUAUUCACUUGACCCCAGCAGAGACUACAACUACAUCUAGACAGGCGAUGAGGCUGUGCUGUCGUUGGCCUGUCGCUGUCAUCGAUGUAUGAUGUAAUCCUCCAGUAAUGCUCCUCACCUCGUCAUGUCGACUGUGCCAUGGCCGCCCUCCGCUUGCUUGCUCCUCCCAACACAAAAGCGUGCCCGCAGUUACCAAGACAACUAGAGUUGAUCCGACAAGCUGCACAUGUUCUGGCAGAAAGUUGGGCCCGGCCCCGCUGCUCCUCCCUGUAUGGCUCAGUCUGGUGCUCGUGUUGCUCGGUGGAAGCUGCAGAGGAAGUGAUUCAAAGAUGUUGUGUGAUGCCGACGAGAAGCCGCUGCUACUGUCGCCAUUGAUCGCUGCUGGCCAAACACAUUUGGCGCAGGAAAAAAGUCGUGUAAGAUGUUUGUCCGGAAGUGACGUGGAUAGCUACGCAGGAUUCAUAAGCGUAGAUAAACCUGUAUGUGACAGCCACCUUUUCUUCUGGUUUUUUCCGGCUCAGGAAAACACUGAAAAGGCCCCCGUACUGCUGUGGCUCAAUGGCGGACCGGAUCGAUCCUCACUGUACGGCGCCAUGUUUGAACACGGACCUCUCCAGCUGACAGAGCCUCUCUCCGACACUGUAAGACGGCGAAAUGUGACCUGGGUGAAAUAUUUUUCUAUGCUCUAUGUGGAUAACCCGCUUGGAGCUGGGUUCAGUUAUACUAACAACAAUUGCUACUCCUCGACUCUGAAUGAAACGUCAGCUAACCUUUACAGUUUUCUGCAGCAGUUCUUCCUUCUGUUCUCGCAGUUUUCAGCAAAUGAUUUCUACAUUGGGGGCCAGUCAUACGCAGGCAAGUACGUGCCUGCCCUGGGUUACUACAUACACCACCAGAUGGACAGCAGCGACAAGCCGCGCAUGCGCCUGAAGGGCUUCUAUAUUGGAUCCGGAUUCUGUGAUCCUGAAACGAUGUUUCCAGAAUAUCCAGAGAUGCUGUACAACGUGGGUAUAUACACAGAUUACACUCGCCGCCAGCAUAAACAAAUCAUCAUGGAGGGUUGGAGCAAACCUCACCAUAACCCUUUCCACCCGGAAGAAAGGGACUUUUGGAGAAUCAUGACCUACUACUUUAAGGAAGACCCUGCUCACAAGGUCGUGUUCGUCUCCUCAGUUUACGAUCAGCGACGAGAUUUUACGGAGGACGGCCAUUUGGACAAGAAGUUGUACCACUUCCUGAGCAUCCCGUCUGUCAAGAGCGCUCUACACACGGGUGGCCUGCUGGCGCGCGAGAUUCCACACAUCAGCCGCUUUCACCACCUGGAGGCCGUGAGGGGAGUCCGUCAGGAGAUGGCCUUCCUCAUGGACCGAUACAAGGUUCUGCACUACACGGGCAACAUGGACAUUAUCAUCAAUGUCAGGAUGACGGAGGCAUUUCUGAUGGCCACGCCCUGGAGGGGUCAAGCCGCUUACAACAAAAGCCAGAGACAUCCGUGGAUGUACAACGCCCGUCUGGCCGGCUACGUCACGCAGCUGUACAACUUCACCAGAGUAGUCAUCAGGAACGCAGGCCACGAUGCCCCUGCAGACCAGCCCGACUGGACCCUGGCCAUGAUGCAACGGUUCAUCCAUGACCAGCCCUUUGAGUCGUCCGCACGCGCUGGCUUAUGACGUUUGGAGUCCAGGCUAUGGUGCCUGGACAUCAGCUUUGCUCUCAUCAUUCUGUCCAUGCAGCUGCUGUCUGCUUGUUGCUGACGUUUCUUCCGCUCACCCCCUAACGCUUGCGUUCAUCCUCCCCCCUCCUCCCGUUUCCUCUCUCCUUUUAGCAACAUUAUCACAGUGCCCUCCCUUCCCAUCCCCCAUUCGACAAGACACUUCAAUUCCCUGUCUCAGAAACCCGUGUUCCCGCAAGACCCAUUAGUGUAAACCUGGACGACAGACAGUUCAGCUGUAACGCGUUGUCUGUCUUUUUGAGUGACGUACACUGGCUGUGACGAACAUUCGUGAGUCUGACAUUCCCAGCUGUGAUGCUCUCGUCUUUGAGAAAUACUGUAAAGUGACGUGCAGCUGACACCGCGGGACAUGACACUCACGUGAUAGACUGCGCCAUGUCAGAAGAACUAGAUGUCAUGAAAAAUAAUGAGAUGACACUCACCUGCCGCAAAUCAUGUGCCGAUGGUAAGGCGUCCGAUGCGGUCCAAUAGAUGCAGGUGUAAUUUGUACAUGUUAAUGGUAAUAACACGGUGCGAUUAAUGCUUUUGCACUGAACAUCCUCACACUUUGUUCCUGGGUGGUGCAGCCAUGGCCUGAAAUGAUUGUUAACCGAAAUAGAAGUGCUACACGCUUCAUUCUGUAAACAUAUGGUAGCAUCACAUUCUUGUAGUAUGUUAUCGCAUAUUAGUAAGGUUAAAUAUUUAAUAAUACUGUCGUCAUCAUAAGGAAUUUCGCCGGAUUCUUCUGCAAGUAAAAUUUUUCUUCCAUUAGUAACUAUUAGUAACCCAAAUCACACUAUAUUUUAUACACCUUAAUCAAUGUGCCUAUAGGCUAAUCAAUGAAAAGUCCCGAAAGAUCUCGUAAAAUAUUCGGUAUGCUCCAAAUGUAAAAUGUAAAAUAAAAGGUGUAUUUGCUUGAAUAGCUUCUGUCCCGUCGCCUGUUUGUGUCAUGCAAAGCUUCAAGUACGCUAUACUAUCUAUUAGUACAUUUUAUGUCAAACUUGAUGCGUGUCUGCGUGCACAUGCAGUUUUGCUCUGCAAGGGGCUGGAGCUUUAAGUGUGUUGCGUGCACAUAUCUUGUGUGAAAUAAACAGAAUGGAAAGACUGACAAUCAGGCGCAGAGAUGUCAAUGGUACGCAUGACUGCACGACAGGCAGGCAGCUGGCAGUUUUAUCAUUUUGGUAAAUUAAAUACAAAUAUGGACAUGACUGUUGCUGUAGAGAUAAUGGCCUUUCCUUUUUUACUUGUAUCAGCAUUGUCUUUCUAUUGUUAUAGUAUUAUUUUUGUUUUGUACAUGAUAAUAGACUUCAGAGAUAUUAGCAUUUAUUAACAUGAAACAAUAAACCUCCAUU
Pomacea canaliculata is the source of this 3211-nucleotide messenger RNA. Its product is annotated as probable serine carboxypeptidase CPVL. The record is from RefSeq and is a predicted model, not a curated record. The transcript has 13 exons. Lineage: Eukaryota; Metazoa; Mollusca; Gastropoda; Architaenioglossa; Ampullariidae. Gene Ontology annotation, biological process: proteolysis. The coding region runs from base 256 to 1818 and encodes 520 amino acids. Gene Ontology annotation, molecular function: serine-type carboxypeptidase activity.